Messenger RNA from Rotaria sp. Silwood2, 258 nucleotides. NCBI's taxonomy places the organism in Eukaryota, Metazoa, Rotifera, Eurotatoria, Philodinida, Philodinidae. The record is from the annotation of a GenBank genome assembly.
AUGUAUCCAACUCGUAAUCCAUUUUGGAAUGAUAUUCUUGCUGGUUUUGAAAGUGAAAUAACAACUGUAACUGCUUCACAUCCAAUAGAAACAAUAUUAAUCCAACGAAACAUCAAUUCACCUGAAGUUCAUCGAAAUGCCUUUCAUUCUCUUCAAUUGAUAUAUCAACGUCAAGGUAUAAUCAAUGGAUUUUAUCGUGGAAAUAUAAAGGACCUGAUCAAAAAUCAUAAAAUUUUCCCCACACUGGAAAUGUUAUAA